This is a messenger RNA of Zalophus californianus (California sea lion), 2025 nucleotides long. Its product is annotated as sphingomyelin phosphodiesterase 5. Gene Ontology annotation, cellular component: extracellular region; cytoplasm. The transcript is spliced from 6 exons. Bases 326 to 1978 code for a protein of 550 amino acids. Gene Ontology annotation, molecular function: sphingomyelin phosphodiesterase activity. Lineage: Eukaryota; Metazoa; Chordata; Mammalia; Carnivora; Otariidae. Gene Ontology annotation, biological process: sphingomyelin metabolic process. The record is from RefSeq and is a predicted model, not a curated record.
CAGGGGAGGGCGGGGCCGGGCGAGGAGGAUCUGAGGCGUGGCUGCGAAACCAGGGUCUCUUUCGCUUUCCCUUUUGUUCUUUCCAACGGCCACGGAAGAUUCCGCGCGCGUGAGGGGAGCGCGACUUGUCGGGAGCGCUGGUUGCCGCCUGGGCCUGCGCCCCUACUGUCCCGGAGCACCUUCCCGGCUCCGCGCCCAGAUUGCGCCACGUAACCUUGACCCCGCUACUCCCCUGCAGCUCCCGCGGACGCACCGACGAAUCGAUUCGCACGCUGGAAGCGAUUGAGUCAAAGGGGCGUCCCGAGGCCAAGAAGCCCCGUGCGCCAUGCAAUCCACUCCCGACUGGCCCCCAACGCCGGGUGCCCUACGGCCGUCUCCUUUCCCGCACCCUGUACUGCACGUCCUCCACCGCCUGGCCCGAGCCCUGCUCUUUCCGGCUUACUGGGCGCUGGACCGGCUGCUGGGCUGCUGGGCGCCGGUGGUGCGCCCGAGCUGCCGGAGCGCGCUGACCUCAGCCGCGUGGGCCGCGGCGGCGCUGCUGCUGCUGCUCCUGGUCGGCCUGCCCCUGGCACUGCCCAGCCUGCUGCUCUGGCUGCUCCUGCAGGCUUGGCGCCGCCCUUUCUGCUACCGGCCCCCUCCGCAGUACUGGGAGCCCCCAGCGCCCUGGCGCCCCCCAGCUGAGCCCGCGCGCUGCUUUGGCUUCCUCAGCGCCAACCUGUGUCUGCUCCCCGACGGGCUAGCGCGCUUCAACAACCUGCAGCACAGCCAGCGGCGCGCCGAGGCUAUAGGCGCCACGCUUCUCGCCGGCCUGCGGCCCUCACGCUAUGGGAUUACGGGCUCCAGUCCGCCAGGGGCGGGGACGCCCGGUGGGGUGCUGAUAGCCGCGGUGCCGGCAGGUCUGGACUUCGUGUGCCUGCAGGAGGUGUUCGACCUGCGCGCGGCGCACCGCCUCGUCAGCCGCCUAGCGCCCAAUCUGGGCCCGGUGCUGUACGACGUGGGCUCCUUUGGCCUGCAGCCCGGGCCGCACCUCAAGCUGCUUGGCAGCGGGCUGCUGCUGGCCUCACGUUAUCCGCUGCUGCGCGCCGCCUUCCGAUCCUUCCCCCACGCACGUCGCGAGGAUGCGCUGGCCUCCAAGGGACUGCUUUCCGCACAGGCGCAGGUGGGCAUCCUGGACGGGCGCCCCAUCGUGGGCUUCCUGCACUGCACGCACUUGCAUGCGCCGAGUGGUGAGCCUAGCGGACGGGAUGGUCAGCACGUGGGCAGGUGCUUCUCAUCCUGGCGGCGGCGGGUCCCAACCCUCGUCUGCAUCUCCGCCCCCCCGCCCCCGCGGUUGUCCACUGCCCCAAGCAUCGCGAGCCGGGUGGAGCGCCCUGGUGGGCUCACAGAUCAGGGCGGGGCGGAAGGGUUGGUGGGGUGCGCAUCUGGGCUCAGCCUUCCUCCCCCCACCCCCGCAGGGGACGGGCCCUUGCGCUGCAAACAGCUGACGCUUCUGCUGGACUGGAUGGAGCAGUUUGAAGCCGAGAGCCGCCAGAGUGGCGAAGCCGUGGCCUUCAGCGUGCUUCUGGGUGACCUAAACUUCGACAACUGUUCUUUAGACCACGCAAAGGAGCAGGAGCACGAGCUCUUCAGCCACUUCUGGGACCCCUGCCGGCUGGGCACUCGCCGGGAGCAGCCCUGGGCCCUCGGCACGGUGCUGAACACCUCCACUCUGCACCACUCGGUGGCCUGCUCUCCAGAGAUGCUGCGGAGGGCCCUGGAGGAGGAGGGAGGGCGCCACCGCUACCUGGCAGGCCCUCCCGGCAGAGGCCCGCGGGCUAAGCCCUGGCGGGGCCGGCGACUAGACUACGUCAUGUACCGGGGAGUGGCCGGAGGCCCGCUGAACCCAGAGGUGGAGCAGGUGACUUUCAGCACCGCCCUGGCGGGGCUCACAGACCACCUGGCCGUGGGACUUCGGCUCCGAGUGUCCGCGCCCUCCUGACGCACACACGCACGCAGGCCGGGUGGAAAGACGGACACGGACACAGA